Messenger RNA from Zingiber officinale, 2984 nucleotides. Its product is annotated as trihelix transcription factor GTL1-like. Bases 267 to 2477 code for a protein of 736 amino acids. The transcript has 3 exons. NCBI's taxonomy places the organism in Eukaryota, Viridiplantae, Streptophyta, Magnoliopsida, Zingiberales, Zingiberaceae. The record is from RefSeq and is a predicted model, not a curated record.
CAACUUUUUUAUUCUUUCUUUUAUUUUUCACUCCAUGUACUGAUUUCCUUUUACGAUUUCAGAUUGCUCCAAUCCCCAUUCGAUCAGCCACCUCUCUCUCUUUCUCUCUCUCUCUCUCUCGCGCUUUCUCUUUCUCUCUCUUUUUUCUCUUUCUCUCCCCCUACUCAGCGCAAGGGGAGGGGAGGAAGGAGGAACAAGAGGGGAGAAUUCAUCAAUCCCGCUCCUUUUGUUGCUAGCCGAGAUCGCCGAGGCAGGGCCGCCCCACCAUGCAGCAGAAGUCAGGAGAAGGCCUACAAUUCCAGGCGGAGAUGUCGGGUAGUCGACCUCAGGGGCUGGUCGAGUCCACACAGCCGCCGCCGCUGCCGGCGGCUCAACAGCUGGCGGAGACCCCCUCGCCGAUCAGCUCCCGGCCUCCUCCUCCGCCGGCGCCAACUCCGGGCGCGGUCAAUUUCGACGAGCUGGGUUCAGCCGUAGCAGGAGCUGUGGGGUUCCUGGACGACGAGGAGGCAGAGCGCGGCGGGCCCUCCGGAAGCCGGUGGCCUAAGCAGGAGACGCUGGCGCUGCUCAAGAUCAGGUCGGAGAUGGACGCUGCCUUCCGGGACGCCACCUUCAAGGGUCCUCUCUGGGAGGAAAUCUCCAGGAAGCUAGCAGAGUUGGGAUACAAGAGGAGCUCGAAGAAGUGCAAGGAGAAAUUUGAGAACGUGCACAAGUACUACAAGCGCACUAAAGAAGGCCGUGCCGGCCGCCAGGACGGGAAGACCUACCGCUUCUUCACCCAGCUCGAGGCUCUCCAUGGCAGAAGUGGGGGAGGCGACGCCACCACGUCCACUGCCAUCGCCGCCCAGCCGAUAACUGCCGAACCGCCCGCCACAUUUAGCUUUACUACGCCUCCCAUGUCGGCGCCGCCAGCUGCUACGAGAAUUCAACCGUUUCCCAUCUCAGCCGCCGCCCCUCCGCUUGUCCUCACGCCGACGAGGCUCGUCCCCGAGAUUAGCCAGCAGCGACUCUCGAGCUCGACGGCCGUGGCCGGAAUUAGCUUCUCGUCCAACUCUUCCUUUUCUUCUUCGUCGGACUCCGACUCGGAUGAGGAGAUGGCGGAGGCCGGCGGCAACGCAGAGGAACGGAAGAGGAAGCGGGGAAGUACUGGCCGACCGGCUCGGCGGCAAAUGAUGGCUUUCUUCGAGGGAUUGAUGAGACAGGUAAUGGAGCGGCAGGAGGCCAUGCAACAGCGCUUCCUGGAGGCGAUCGAGAAAAGAGAACAGGAAAGAAUGAAGCGAGAAGAGGCAUGGCUCCUGCAGGAGAUUGCGCGGCUCAGCCGCGAGCAGGAGCUGCUCGUUCAGGAGCGCGCCAUGGCGGCAUCUCGCGACGCGGCGGUUAUAUCCUACCUUCAGAAGAUCACCGGCCAGUCCAUUACGCUUCCCACCAUACCGUCGGCGACUACCCUUCCGCUGGCCACCUCCGUGGUAGCUCUAACUUCUCUCCCUUCACAUAAUCCUCCUCCUGCGCCACCUCCGCCAUCGAAUCCGCCGCAGCCACCGCCAUCUUUGCAGAAACAUGAAGCCGCGCAACGUUCUACUGAAAUCACCAUUCAGACCUCCCCGGCAUCGCAUCUUGCCCCCAUUAACUCUGAGCAGCAAGAAGGCCGCGGGCCAGGAAGUGGUGGCUUUGACGCGCCGGCUUCGUCGUCGAGGUGGCCCAAGACGGAGGUCCAUGCGCUGAUCAAGCUCCGGAGUGAACUUGAAUCGAGGUACCAAGAAGCCGGACCAAAAGGCCCUCUUUGGGACGAGAUCUCCUCCUCAAUGCAGCGCCUCGGCUACAACCGCAACUCCAAGAGAUGCAAGGAGAAGUGGGAGAACAUCAACAAGUACUUCAAGAAGGUGAAGGAUAGCAACAAGAAGCGGCAGGAGGACUCUAAGACCUGCCCUUAUUUCGACCAAUUGGACGCUCUUUACCGCCGGAAGCAAUUCGGCAGUGCCGCCGGCGGCAGCAGAAGCUUGGCAGCUCAACAGCAGCAGGAGCAUUUAGAUACCAAUCCCACAAAAGAAUACUUACCCCUACAAUUACAUCCUCCGGCGCCUCAGGAUCACGGAAAGAAUGAAAAAACAAACGACGGAAAUUCAGACACCGGAGGAGCAGUACAAGUUCCAACUAGUAAUGGUGGCCACACACCCAGUUUCAUCGAGGAAGGAAUGAAGAAGCCAGAAGACAUUGUGAAAGAGCUAAUUAUGGAACAAAGGCAGCAACAAGGGAUGGUGGAUGUGGACUACGAUAAGAUGGACGACGAGACUGACAGCGAAAAUCUUGACCAAGCUGACGACGACGACGACGACGACGACGACGACGAUGACGACGACGAGGACAGUAAGAAACAGUACAAGAUACAGUUUCAGCGUCCUAACGGCGGAAACGGGACUGCGGCAACCACCACCACGACGGCGGCAGCCGCAGCAAGUUCCUUCUUGGCUAUGGUUCAGUAAAUUUGGUACCUUCAACCAGUUCCCCCCAUGUUACCCGCACUGUAGCAUAAACUAUACGUUUUGUUACCCCCAAACCCCAUUCCGUUCUUGCCUUGAUCGAAAGCCCUAUCCUUUGCUAUUCAUUCAUUUGUUAUGUGCAUGGAAUAAGAAUCCCCAUUGAGCCAACGAAAGACGGCGGCGAACGUGGGUCAAACUGAUGCAUGCAAUAAGCUCUCACAACUUCUCUUGAUUAUCCCUUACAAACGGCAGUAGAAACAGAGAGACGACGCAAAGUGAACAGGUGAAUACAGCGCGAGCACUCAAUCUGUUUUCUCCGUAAGUACUCUGCUCUAUAGAAUGACGUUUGGUCUGGUUGUUUCAUUCUGUUUCAAUCAAAUUGUCACAUCCAAUUGGGUUCAGUGUAUAUCGUGGAUAUCAAUCAGUCUGCAUGUGUUCUCUGUUAAGAUGUACAAACAAUCCUCGCUCACAUUUCUUAUUAUAUUUAUUUGAGAUCCAGUGUUCUUUGCA